Meloidogyne enterolobii is the source of this 354-nucleotide messenger RNA. NCBI's taxonomy places the organism in Eukaryota, Metazoa, Nematoda, Chromadorea, Rhabditida, Meloidogynidae. The record is from the annotation of a GenBank genome assembly.
AUGAAAAUUAAUUUUCGUCGUUAUUUAUUAAUGCUCUCAAUUGUUUUAUUUGUGACAGUAUUUUAUAUAUUGGAUAUAUUUUUCUUCUUUAUUCCAUACUCUUCUGGGGGUAUAAAAUAUUUUGAUAAUUUUAACAAAACAUUGCCGUUUGUACAAUUUGGUAGAGUGGAAAAUAUAACAUUUUUGAAAAUUUCACUAAUCGUUUUAAUGGAAAUAUUUGCAACUUUAAUAGUAUUCUUCUGUGGAUUCAGAAUGGUUAGAUAUGUCGAUUUAAAUGCUAAUUUUGAUCAAGAGUUGAAACGAUUGAAUAAACUUUUGACAAAAGUUUUGAUUAUUUUGGUAAUUAUAUUUUAA